AUGAUGCUCAAUUCGGACCAGGCAGAGAUCGACCUGCCCCCGACGCACUCUGAGUCCGAGUCCGUCUUCAGCGACUGCGGCCGAACGGGCAGCACGGGGGACGCCAGUGGCGUUGGCUUGUGCUCUCAGUCCCGGGCAGCCGAGCCGGGUGAUGCUGUGAAGAAAGACCUGCAGCACCUGAGUCGGGAGGAACGUCGACGUCGGCGCCGUGCCACGGCCAAAUACCGGACAGCCCACGCCACGCGGGAGCGCAUCCGUGUUGAGGCCUUCAACAUGGCCUUCGCUGAGCUGCGCAAGCUACUGCCCACCCUGCCGCCAGACAAGAAGCUCUCCAAGAUUGAGAUCCUCCGCCUGGCCAUCUGCUACAUCUCCUACCUGAACCACGUGCUGGACGUCUGAGCCACCCAGCCUGUGUCUUUCUGUCUGUCUGCCUGCCACCUGAACAGGGCAUUUGAGCCAAGGGCUCAAGUCCGUCUGUCCAUCUAUGACCUAAACCACAUGUUAGGCAUCUGAACUUCUGUGUCUGUGUUCGUCCUUCUGCUCAAAUGCACCAAGUUCCCAACUGUCUCCUCUACUCUCUAAGUGCUGUAUUUCCCUGCCAGCAAGCCCACAUCCAUCUGUCUGUCCAUUCUGCCUGAGUCAGGCUGGAUGUUUGGUCUGUCAGCCGUCUGUCUGUCCUGCUGUAUCAGCCACCUGAAGAUUGUGCUGGCCGUGUUGUGCCCCCAACUUCUGUCUGUCCUUCUGCUGCACAUCCCACUGAUACUGCCUACGGGAUCCUGAGCCCACAUCCGUCAGUCUGUCCACCGUGUCCACUCCCUGAGCCACAGCUGUGUCCACUCCCUGAGCCCAAGUCUGUCUGUCUGUCACUUCUUUUGUACGAGCCCCAAAAAAAUGGACCUGUGAAACACAACAGUGCCAAGCAGCCCCGUGGUCCUGUCUGUCUGUGCUUUCUCCCACCAGCCACCCCAUCAGCAUGGCCAGUCUGGGCAUUUUGUCUGUUUGCUGCUGCUCUGCCCCAGCAUCAUGCUGGGAACUUAAAGGCUGACAUCAGGACCGUCCUCUCUGCAGAGGGAACACAGCCCAGGAGCACCCCUGCGCACAGAGCAGCUGCUUGGUGUUCGCUCUGGCUUUUCACACCCCAAAAGGAAGCACAGAGCGGCGUGCAGACCCGGCAGGACCUGGCCAUGCUUCCCAUGGGCGACGGUGGCAGGUUCCCAGAGAGGUGCACUCACUCGCUGUGCUGCCCACCAAGUCCCUGCCGCCAUGCCGGCCCCAAGCCGGAGCAGCACCCGGGGUCUCACCAGGCUGCCCAGUUGCACGGUCCGGACUCCCCAGACUUCAGCAUGCUGCUUCCCUGCCCCAUGCAUCCCAGCCUUCGCUGCCUGACGCUCCUUUGCACAGUGAGUGUGAAGCCAAAACCCCGGGCACCAGAGCUCCCAGUGCAGCACUUCAUCCCUCCCCACUCUCCCCAGUUCUGUGCUCCUGGUGAAUAAAGCCUGAGCGGGGGUCACAAGUGUUGGGGGGGAAGUGCAGGGGAACACGGUGCUCAGCUCCCCCAGCACCCUGUCCCUCCCCACAGCGCAGCCGGCGCUGCCGGGACUCACGCGCAAAGGGGCCCCUGUGUUGACACCGGUAAGGCACUGGUGCAGUGUGACCUUUUGCAGCACGUGCUCUGCUGGGGUAAACUGCACUUUACCUGUGACUCGCAGGGCAGAGCGUUGGAGAGGGGAGGAAGAGGAUAUGGCCACCAGCCCGGCCCUUUGCCCAGCGUCCAGCAGGCGGGGCUCUCCCCAGCCCCCCCAAACAUGGAUCAGCACUUUGGGAGAGGGAAGGCAGAGCCGAGCAGCCUCUUCUUCAGCAAGGGCACGCUGAGGCUGGGGGAAACUCGUUGCAAGAAUGAAUGUUUUGCCUUGUUUUUUGAGUGUUUGUUUGGUUUAAGACUUAAUUUUGCACUGGCAGUGGCAAGAGCACAAGCAGAACACGGAUGGGGGACCAGGACCGUGCAGGAACUGCAGUGUUUUGGGCUGGGAGCAAAGGCCCAGCCUGGCCCAUGGCACUGAGCCUCGCCAUAAGACAGGCAGUGGCGUGGGACACAUGGUGGGUGCUGGGGGAGAUGGAUUUGAAUGUGCCGGAGGUGAAAUACUUGUGGUGAGAGGGUCAGUGCCAUGUUGUGUGAACGCCAGCAAACCCCAGAGUGCGAACAGGGAGUCCUCCGGGGUCCCACCUGCUGCUUUUUGCCCUCCCGAGGUGUUUGCUGCUGCCCACACCGAGUGUCCGAGCCCCACAAACCCCAGCUGGGCUUCCUGGCACCUCGUAGACCUCCCGGCCCCAUCCCACCCGUCUCUGCCCAUCUCCCAGCAAUGCCUCGCUCCGUACCUCAGCUUCCCCCUCCCCAUGAACGUGGGGAGAACGAUCACUACCUCUGUCUUGCAAGGACUCGACAGUGAAUAUGGGAUCCCCGAGGGCGGAGCAGCCGUCCCCGCUGCUGGCUCCCGCCACCGCACUGCUCAGUGGGGCAGGAAAACAGAGCAGGUCAGCCCAUCCUUCCCCUCCACCCACCAGCCACGUCUCUGUGCCACAAGGAUAUUUAUUGAAUUAAUUUAUUGAUAAAUGUUAUUAUUUAUUUUGCUGUGUUGUGCACUUUUUGGAAAGGAAAAUUAGAAAAUAAGCAAACAAACAAAUAAUGACCAUGGUGAAAAACCAACUAAUUAGCCCACCCUUGUAUGCGGUGUGCCCCAGCGUGUGUUCGUCUUGACUGUUCAGACUGUGCAAGGAUUUAUUAUUUGUGAGUUAACAAGGAAGUUGGGAAGGGGGAAAUUGAUUAAACUGCCAGCAAAAGGGAGAUCUUGAA
Columba livia (rock pigeon) is the source of this 2851-nucleotide messenger RNA. RefSeq names its product nescient helix-loop-helix 1 (gene NHLH1). The record is from RefSeq and is a predicted model, not a curated record. The coding region runs from base 1 to 399 and encodes 132 amino acids. NCBI's taxonomy places the organism in Eukaryota, Metazoa, Chordata, Aves, Columbiformes, Columbidae. The transcript has a single exon. Gene Ontology annotation, biological process: regulation of transcription by RNA polymerase II. Gene Ontology annotation, molecular function: DNA-binding transcription factor activity, RNA polymerase II-specific; protein dimerization activity; RNA polymerase II cis-regulatory region sequence-specific DNA binding.